Molecule: messenger RNA, 2378 nt
Organism: Centruroides sculpturatus (bark scorpion)
Lineage: Eukaryota; Metazoa; Arthropoda; Arachnida; Scorpiones; Buthidae
Product: solute carrier organic anion transporter family member 3A1-like
Exons: 13
Biological process (GO): transmembrane transport; sodium-independent organic anion transport
Cellular component (GO): membrane
Molecular function (GO): protein binding
Source: RefSeq, a predicted model, not a curated record
AAUGAAAGAAUAUAAUCACAAAUGUGUGAUUAUAAAAUGAUAAAAAGAUAUUGUAGUGUAAAGAGGUCAACGAAGAUCUAAGAGAAUAAAAAUGGCCUCUAGUUGUUUUGAUCUUAGUGCAGGAAGUGGGUCCUACUCAAGAGAUGAAUUGGCAUCGCAUUGGAGAGGCCACAGAAGAACAAAAAGUGCCGGUAGCAAUGCUUCCAGGGAUUUGUCUUUGUAUACAUCAAUGGGAUUAUAUACUCAUCAUGGAAUUAUGCCCAAUUCAGAAGCUACAACAACUGAAUUAUGCCGUGCUGUUACAGAAACAACUUUUAGUAAUAAAUAUGAUUUUAUUAGAAUUGAUAGAGGAGAGCGAAUGCAUUAUGAUCACGACCAACCAGAAUAUUCAGAUUUUCGUGAAUGUGGCAUCCUGUCUUUCCGUCCAAGAUGUAUGCAACGGUUUGCUAGUAUUCGAGUUUUUGUUUUCCUUGCUUGCUUGCUAGUUACAUUACAACAAGCUCUUUCUUCAGGUUACUUCAAUAGUGUUAUUACUACAAUAGAAAAAAGGUUUGAUAUCUCUAGUCGAACUUCAGGAGCAAUUGCUAGCACAUUUGAAAUUGGAAAUUUGUUGACCAUUAUUUUUGUUAGUUAUCUUGGAAGUCAUCGACACAUUCCUGUAUGGAUAGGCAAAGGUAUAAUUGUAAUGGGUAUUGGAUCAUUGGUUUUUGCACUACCUUAUUUUCUUGACCAAACUGCAUCUUCAUUGAAUUGGAAAAAGCAAAAUCUCUCUUAUUUUGAUGAGAACACUUGUCAUAUGGCUACUGCUUCUGUACAGUCACUUUCUGCAGGUCAUCCCAGCCACUUUUUGAAUCCACCAGCUGCUGAAACCGAUCCAAAGUUAUGUAUUGAAGGCAGGUCCUCCAAUGUACUGUAUAUAAUGAUAUUUAUGCUAGCUCAAAUAUUGAUUGGUUGUGGAGGCUCACCAAUUUUUACUCUAGGAAUAACAUACAUUGAUGAUCAUGUUAAGAAAGAAAGUUCCUCACUCUAUAUAGGGUGUAUGUAUAGUAUGGUAGCAUUUGGUUUGGUUUGUGGAUUUCUGCUAGGAGGAUAUCUGCUUUCUGUCCAUGAAAAUUCCAUCCUUUUCAAUACAGUACCUCCUGGUAUCUAUCCUGGUCACCCAAGGUGGGUAGGAGCUUGGUGGGCCGGAUUUGUGAUCUAUGGAUUAUUGUUAAUGCUAGUUGCAGUACCAUUCUUUGCUUUCCCAAAAAUUUUAAAGCGAGAAAAACAGAGAUUGUUGAGAAGUGAAAAAAUAGAAUUUCUGAUGAGAAGGUUAAAACCUGGUAUGAGUUCAAGUGUGGAUCGUCAAGGCAGUCAUAGUGGUCAUUAUGAACAUAAUGUUCACAAUGAACCGUCAUCUGUUCAAUAUAGUGAAGAGAUUCAAAAAAAGAAACAAUAUGGCAAAGAUAUUAAAGAUAUUCCUGCUUCCAUGUGGAGGUUGCUGUGCAAUCCCAUAUAUGUUGUGACUUGUCUUGGUUCUUGUAUGGAACUUUCAAUAGUCAGUGGUUUUGUUAUAUUUCUUCCAAAAUAUUUGGAAACACAAUUUAGUAUUGGAAAAUCAGAAGCAAAUAUUUUUACAGGAGGCAUUGCCAUUCCUGGAGCAUGUGUAGGUAUAUUUAUGGGAGGAUACCUCCUGAAGCGAUUUCAGCUGCAACCAAAAGGAGCAAUACAAUUUGUUCUUUUCUUCAAUUUGGUGUGUAUGGGACUGUAUACAUUGUUAUACUUUUUGGGCUGUGACAAUAUCAGAAUGGCAGGAGCCACAUUACCAUAUUUCAACAAUACUGAAUUGGAAACAUUCCAAGUAAAUCUCACAGCUGAUUGUAAUAUGGGUUGUCGAUGCAGCCCCAAUGACAUAGAGCCCGUGUGUGGAAGAAAUGGUAUCACUUAUUUCUCUCCAUGUCAUGCCGGUUGCAAAGCAGAAGGAGGUCACCGUCCAUUUGUUGCAGUACCAUUCUUUGCUUUCCCAAAAAUUUUAAAGCGAGAAAAACAGAGAUUGUUGAGAAGUGAAAAAAUAGAAUUUCUGAUGAGAAGGUUAAAACCUGGUAUGAGUUCAAGUGUGGAUCGUCAAGGCAGUCAUAGUGGUCAUUAUGAACAUAAUGUUCACAAUGAACCGUCAUCUGUUCAAUAUAGUGAAGAGAUUCAAAAAAAGAAACAAUAUGGCAAAGAUAUUAAAGAUAUUCCUGCUUCCAUGUGGAGGUUGCUGUGCAAUCCCAUAUAUGUUGUGACUUGUCUUGGUUCUUGUAUGGAACUUUCAAUAGUCAGUGGUUUUGUUAUAUUUCUUCCAAAAUAUUUGGAAACACAAUUUAGUAUUGGAAAAUCAGAAGCAAAUAUUUUUACAG